Cajanus cajan (pigeon pea) is the source of this 348-nucleotide messenger RNA. RefSeq lists its product as uncharacterized. The record is from RefSeq and is a predicted model, not a curated record. NCBI's taxonomy places the organism in Eukaryota, Viridiplantae, Streptophyta, Magnoliopsida, Fabales, Fabaceae.
AUGGGUAUUAUGAAAGCAAGAAAGGCACCAAUAUUGUCAAGUUCAAAAGCCAUAGCUGAAGCAGCCUCAUGGUGGUGUGCAUGUCUUCUUGUGUCCCUCAUAAUAUUGCUAUGCAUUAGGGACACGUAUGCCCUUCAAGAUCAGGGCAACUACUUGAUCAGAGGCAACCAGGAGGUGGUGUCCAAGCCCUGUGAUGAAAUAUAUGUGGUUGGAGAAGGAGAGACACUUCACACAAUCAGUGACAAGUGUGGUGACCCCUUUAUAGUGGAGAAGAACCCUCAUAUCCAUGACCCAGAUGAUGUCUUCCCUGGCCUUGUUAUCAAGAUUACACCUUCACAACAUAUAUAG